CUGGAAAUCGUUGUUUUUUUUUUGUUUCAUUUUCCGCUGUUUCCUUUCACUGUGAUCCUAGUAGUCAUGGCGACGGCGGUUGUGGAGGAGACUAGCAAGAAGCUCCCGCGUCCGGGUAAGGGAGGCUACCAUGGUCACGGCCUGUCGGAAGAAGAAGCGAGGGUGAGGGCCAUAGCGGAAAUCGUGAACUCUAUGGUGGAGCUUUCCCGGAAGAAUCAAACUGUCGACCUCAACGCAAUCAAAUCCGCCGCCUGCCGGAAAUACGGUCUUGCAAGAGCUCCGAAGCUCGUGGAGAUGAUAGCGGCUCUCCCCGAGUCCGACCGUGAGUCGCUACUGCCCAAGCUCCGAGCGAAGCCUGUUCGAACUGCCUCCGGCAUCGCCGUAGUCGCAGUCAUGUCUAAGCCGCAUCGUUGUCCCCAUAUUGCGACCACCGGCAACAUUUGUGUUUACUGCCCUGGCGGACCGGAUUCAGAUUUUGAGUACAGCACGCAGUCUUAUACUGGUUACGAGCCGACUAGCAUGCGAGCCAUUCGAGCCAGAUACAACCCAUAUGUCCAAGCCAGGAGCAGGAUUGAUCAGCUUAAGCGCUUGGGCCACAGUGUGGAUAAGGUCGAGUUCAUAUUAAUGGGUGGUACCUUCAUGUCAUUGCCAGCAGAUUAUCGUGAUUACUUUACAAGAAGCCUGCACGAUGCUUUAUCUGGACAUACUUCUGCCAACAUCGAAGAGGCAGUUGCCUACUCUGAGCAUGGUGCCACGAAGUGCAUUGGCAUGACGAUAGAGACGAGGCCAGAUUAUUGUCUUGGACCACAUUUGAGGCAGAUGCUUUCUUAUGGCUGUACAAGACUAGAAAUUGGGGUUCAAAGCACUUAUGAAGAUGUUGCACGGGAUACUAAUAGAGGACAUACUGUAGCUGCUGUGGCUGAUUGUUUUUGUUUGGCAAAAGAUGCUGGUUUCAAGGUUGUUGCCCAUAUGAUGCCUGAUCUUCCAAAUGUCGGGGUUGAGAGAGACAUGGAAAGUUUUCGUGAGUUCUUUGAGAGCCCCUCCUUUAGAGUGGAUGGACUAAAAAUCUAUCCUACUCUUGUUAUCCGUGGAACUGGACUCUAUGAACUUUGGAAAACUGGCAGGUACAGGAAUUACCCACCUGAGCAACUUGUAGAUAUUGUUGCUAGGAUAUUAGCAAUGGUACCACCUUGGACACGUGUUUACAGAGUUCAGCGGGAUAUUCCCAUGCCGUUGGUUACAUCUGGUGUUGAGAAAGGAAAUCUACGUGAGUUGGCUUUAGCCCGGAUGGAAGAUUUAGGCUUGAAAUGCCGAGAUGUCCGAACACGUGAGGCUGGAAUUCAGGAUAUUCAUAACAAGAUUAGGCCUGAGGAAGUUGAGCUUGUCCGCCGUGAUUAUACAGCAAACCAAGGCUGGGAAACGUUUCUCUCGUACGAGGAUACACGUCAGGACAUCCUGGUCGGGCUCCUGCGGUUGCGUAGAUGCGGGAAGAACGUGACAUGCCCUGAGCUGAUGGGUAGGUGCUCCGUUGUUCGGGAACUCCACGUUUAUGGUACCGCAGUUCCUGUCCAUGGGCGUGACUCAGAGAAGCUGCAGCACCAGGGAUACGGCACGCUUUUGAUGGAAGAGGCGGAGGGGAUAGCUAUGAGGGAGCAUAGAUCAACCAAACUAGCUGUGAUCUCAGGCGUAGGAACCCGUCAUUACUAUAGGAAGUUGGGUUAUAAGCUUGAAGGCCCUUACAUGGUGAAAGUCCUUGCUUGACUGCCCCAACUAUAGUCUAUAAGGCUCCUCUUCUGUAUCAGAAAUUUUGUAAUGAGGUUCAAGUUGAAGUGGUUUGCUCGGGUUGCCGGUUCCAUGAGGGGUUUGGGCUACAAAAAGGCUCCCUGGCUCGAGGUUGGUUUGAUUGACAAGUGCAUUUGGGGAAGGUAAACAUAGAUGAAGAGAACGAUUCAACCCCAUGUUUGGGAGAUGAAGCACACGAGGUUUGGGGGUUAAAAGAAACUUUGGUGCUACGAUAAGAAGACAAAUGAAAGUUUAGUGAGGAGUGGAAGAACCAGUUAAAAGGGAGGGCCUGUUGAAUGUUGAUCCAUUUUUACAGUCGCUUUGAGAGGUUAAAGAGAGUUAUAGAUCUGCUGGCAUAAGAAGGCUUUGCUUCCUCCAUGGCCGGAAUCCGGUCAACCACGGUAGUUUUGUCGAGUUUUCACUCUAGGUUGACGAGCCGGUACACUUUUGUUCUGACAUGGAACCCAGCCCUCGUAGAGCACUUCUAUUAUGCUUUAAAGCAAGGUUGUUAAACCCUUUCGGUUUGGUAAUUGAUUAUGAUUGUUAAGAAGGAAAAGUAUCAAGAAAGAUAUUAGAAAAAAUAGUUAGAAAGAGAAAGAGGGGUCGAGCACCAGAGGUUAGCCAGACCAAGAUCGGGAAUAAUGGGAAAAUCUUUGUUAAUGUCCGCCAUCUGUAGAGACGUUAACCCUAUUUUAACUAGGA
Molecule: messenger RNA, 2484 nt
Organism: Linum tenue
Lineage: Eukaryota; Viridiplantae; Streptophyta; Magnoliopsida; Malpighiales; Linaceae
Source: the annotation of a GenBank genome assembly